AUGUUAUCAUUAUGUUCUCGACGUACAGGACCCAUCAAAUGUCCAACAAAUGUCUUGUGCUCCGUCACGUCAACCGAUGAUGGCCAAAACAACAACAACAGUAGCAACAACAUCAACGACAACAACAAGAACAGUAGUAGCGGCAACAAGGCAGUUACAUCAAGCAACACCGGCAAGGCUGACAGUUGUUUGUCCUGGCAAGAUGAGAUCUACUGUGACUGCCCUCCUGGAUUCACAGGUAGGAGAUGUGAGGUGGAUGUAGAUGAUUGCCAGAACUCCCCCUGUCUGAAUGGGGCUACAUGCGUCGAUGGUCCUAACAGUUACACGUGCAUGUGUAACGACGGAUUUUCAGGCCUCAAUUGUUCAGACGACGUGAACGAAUGUUCAUUCAAGUUUUGUCAGCACGGAGGCACCUGCGUGAACACCAUUGGAUCGGCUGUGUGUUCGUGCUCGCCUGGCUUCACUGGUCUCAGAUGUGAGCAUGAUGUUGAUGAUUGUCAGCAUGCAAACUGCUCAAAUGGCGUGUGUGUGGACGGUGUUAAUGGCUACACAUGCCUCUGUAACCAUGGUUACCAAGGUGAGCACUGUGAUGUGAUGUCCACUCCUUGUUCGUCUGCACCAUGUGUCAAUGGAGGAACGUGUGUCGAGAAUUUCGAUGAAUAUACAUGUCUGUGUCCCCUGUCUUAUGCUGGUUGCAACUGCGAAUUUCUGCAACACUACUGCGAGCCGAAUCCCUGCCAAAACAACGGGUCAUGUACAUCCCUCGAGCGUGGCCACCACUGCAAAUGUAUAGAACAUUAUGCUGGCACUGACUGCUCAGAAAGAAAAAUGAAAUGUGCUGAUGUCAACUGCAAUAAUGGUCGGUGCGUAGAAAACAAAGAUGGAGGUGUCAGAUGUGCCUGCGAACAGGGAUGGGUUGGGGCGUACUGCCAUGUUAGUGAUCAUAUCAAGUUACUAAAUCGCAUCUAA
Molecule: messenger RNA, 969 nt
Organism: Helobdella robusta
Lineage: Eukaryota; Metazoa; Annelida; Clitellata; Rhynchobdellida; Glossiphoniidae
Exons: 7
Coding region: 1-969 (322 amino acids)
Biological process (GO): establishment or maintenance of epithelial cell apical/basal polarity; heterophilic cell-cell adhesion
Cellular component (GO): plasma membrane; protein-containing complex
Molecular function (GO): calcium ion binding
Source: RefSeq, a predicted model, not a curated record